AUGCCUCUCGCGACGAUCCAUCUCGUUUCCCUCUCCCCUUCAACUGCCCUACCCGAGUUCCUCAGCAGUGUCAAGAACUCGUCUCUGCAACCGCUGGUAAUCUCCAAAGUGAUUCGCUGGAUCAUCAGACCGACCAAGAUCGAUGCCGACCCGCUCCUCCACCCGAAAAAGCCAUGGGAUGUGCUCCUCAUGGUCCUGGGCGCUGAUGCCCUGCCCCCAUCUGUGAAGGAGAAGAUAGUGUGCCACUGGACAUGCUCGACGGGAAUCCCCAGCCGCUUGACCAACGACUUUGCUCAGAGGAACGAUAAACUGCUGCACCCGCCCGCCUCGGAGGUCCCAGCACUGACCGGGUCGCUGGACAAGCCACGGCUGGGGACUUCGUCCCAGACGCUCGAACUCAGCACGGACCUGCAGUCGUGGAUCCAACAGUUCUCACACACCACGGCGGGCAAGUCGCCCUUGUCCAUGCUCAACCUGCUAGCCUUCAAGCAGGGCAUGAAGCCGUCCUACCUAAAAUACGGCGCCGCCUUCGCCGAGUCCAUCGGCGCCCGUCGCGGCGGCAACGCCAAGUUGGUCGGCAACAUCACGCACCAGACUCCACCCGAACAGUCCGGCGGCAAGUGGGACGAAUUCGCUCUCGCGAGCUAUCCCUCGAUACUGCACUUCGGCGACAUGUUGGCCUCGGAAGACUACCAGGCCGUGAACUUGAAGUACCGGGUCCCGGCGUUGGAAGAUACGUUUAUCCUGUGUACGAGUGAGAUUGAGAUUGAGGAUCUCGUCCAGGGUCAGGCGAAGCAGGGCAUUGGGAGGAGAGCCAUGGGUGGGAAGUUGUGA
Fonsecaea nubica is the source of this 834-nucleotide messenger RNA. RefSeq lists its product as hypothetical. Lineage: Eukaryota; Fungi; Ascomycota; Eurotiomycetes; Chaetothyriales; Herpotrichiellaceae. Bases 1 to 834 code for a protein of 277 amino acids. The record is from RefSeq and is a predicted model, not a curated record. The transcript has a single exon.